Apodemus sylvaticus (European woodmouse) is the source of this 615-nucleotide messenger RNA. It is a transcript of the gene Rps24, whose product is annotated as ribosomal protein S24. Lineage: Eukaryota; Metazoa; Chordata; Mammalia; Rodentia; Muridae. Gene Ontology annotation, biological process: translation. The coding region runs from base 106 to 501 and encodes 131 amino acids. Gene Ontology annotation, molecular function: structural constituent of ribosome. The transcript is spliced from 7 exons. Gene Ontology annotation, cellular component: ribosome. The record is from RefSeq and is a predicted model, not a curated record.
CUUGGCCACGCCCCCACGUCGGGGCCCUUCCGUGCGCGUUGAUAUGAUUGGUCAGCAGUGAACAGCUCUCUCUUCCUCCUCUCCAGCUCCAGCACCGUAGCCAUCAUGAAUGACACGGUAACCAUCCGGACCAGGAAGUUCAUGACAAACCGCCUGCUUCAGAGGAAACAGAUGGUCAUUGAUGUCCUUCAUCCUGGGAAGGCAACAGUACCAAAGACAGAAAUUCGGGAGAAGCUGGCCAAAAUGUACAAAACCACCCCAGACGUCAUCUUUGUAUUUGGAUUCAGAACUCACUUCGGUGGUGGCAAGACGACUGGGUUUGGCAUGAUCUAUGAUUCUUUAGAUUAUGCAAAGAAGAAUGAGCCAAAACACAGACUUGCCAGACAUGGCCUUUAUGAGAAGAAAAAGACCUCCCGAAAACAGCGGAAGGAACGCAAGAACAGAAUGAAGAAGGUCAGGGGCACUGCAAAGGCCAAUGUUGGUGCUGGCAAAAAGAAAUGAGCUAUCUAGCAGUGAGUGGAGAUUGGAUACAGCCAAAGGAGUGAACUGCGGUGACCUGAUGUUGUGCUAUGAUGUGCAGAUUUCUAAAAGGACAAAUAAACUAAAAAGCUUCUA